Messenger RNA from Ilyonectria robusta, 1946 nucleotides. Its product is annotated as fungal-specific transcription factor domain-containing protein. The transcript is spliced from 7 exons. The record is from RefSeq and is a predicted model, not a curated record. The coding region runs from base 53 to 1894 and encodes 613 amino acids. Gene Ontology annotation, molecular function: DNA-binding transcription factor activity, RNA polymerase II-specific; transcription cis-regulatory region binding; zinc ion binding. Gene Ontology annotation, biological process: regulation of DNA-templated transcription; DNA-templated transcription. Lineage: Eukaryota; Fungi; Ascomycota; Sordariomycetes; Hypocreales; Nectriaceae. Gene Ontology annotation, cellular component: nucleus.
GUCAGCCCGAAGGCCGUGCUCAAAUGCCUGCCUACCCUGUCGCAAGGUGAAAAUGAAGUGCUCUCUGAGUGUCGGCGACGUAGAUUCAAGAUGCGAGAGAUGUACCCGUAAAUCACUGAGUUGUAUCUUUCAAGAGCAUCGGCGUGGACGAAAGCUAGGCACAAGAAUCUCAACGAGAACAUCAGCUCCUAUGAUGACAUUACCCGUGCCAUCACAGAGUGAAGCCGAAAACGUCGAGCCUAUCCAGGACUCAUGGACGCCGGCAAGCCAAAGCAUCGAGAGCAUUCCAGACUCUGAACCAACAAGCUUGCAACCCUCUGGACUUCUCAACCAUGAGGCGAUGAGGGGGAAAUUCUCCCUGGGGUAUAUACUGAGCACCGCUGAUGGGCAUCCCCUUAAUUCAGGCCCUAAUGAUGUAGUAUUCGCCCCUGCCGAGGAUCCCAUUAUGCUUGGCCUUGUCAAUCUUUCUAUAGCGAAGUCAUUAUUCCAAAACUUCAUGGAAGUUCUCAAUCCAUACAUCAGCCAGCUAGAUCCUGUCUUGCACACGUUCGCCUAUGUGCGGCAGAAGUCACCCUUUCUUCUCACCACCGUUCUUGCCAUGGCCGCAAAAGCAUUUAAUCCGGCUCUCUACGAAAAGCUACACGACCAUGCUCAGAAUUUGUAUGGCGAUUGCUUUCGGCGUGGCAAGAAGUCGACAGAAAUAGCCCAGGCAAUCUUGAUCCUCACAUAUUGGAAAGAACCUGAGGACACGCGUGCGUGGACUUCUUUAGGUUACGUGAUUCGAAUGUGUAUGGAUUUGGGGUGGCAUAGGCUGAUGCCAUACUCCGCCCAGAGCCGAGUAUCCAUGACGGAGAAAGAGAAGAGAGAAAUACGAAACAUCGAGAGAACGUGGUAUGUUCUAUUUGUCUACGACCGAAGCAUCAGUCUACAAACAGGGAAACCAUGGAUGAUGGAGCGGAACGAGUUCAUUGAGUCAAUUGACCUAUGGUGCAAAGACCCCAUGGUCACAUCCAACGACAGACUCCUGGGGGCGUUUGUUACCCUCCGUUUGAUGACUUCUGCGGUAUAUAAGUUGCUGAGCCAAAAGCCUCAGACAAGUGAAGGGCAAGGACCAUUGCACAAUAUCGAGUCACUUCUCACUAUCAUCAACGGUCGCAUUAAAGGAUGGGAAAAUCUAUGGACACAAACCGUCGAGACUGAGCACGACAGCUGCCACCCAUUCUUGGUACGCUUUUACGGGACACAUCUUCGGUUACAGCUAUUCUCACUGCCAUUACAAGAAAUUCUCGCUUCUCCAAAUGCAGAUCUUUCAAUGAACCUGGAGAUACUAUGGGUUGCCUAUUCGAGUGCUAUUGAGAUGUUACAGUUGCUAUCUCGGUACUCCUCCCGGCUCUACUUCGCACAAGACUCAAUCCACGUCAUGACCGCCUACAGCGCAGCAUUCCUCAUCAAGCUGCUUCUUUCUGCUCCAAAUUCGAUCGUCAGCGAAAUUGAAGACAGCACGAUUAAUGCCCUAAGAGCCGCCACAUGUGUCUUUUCUCAGCAAGCAGCCCCUCCGGGGUCAAGCUGCACACUACAGGCGAAAUUCUUGGAGAGAAUUGUCUUAGAAUUCUUGAAUAAACGAACCGAAAAAGCUCGUACCUCUGGGAAUGCCAGUCCAGAUAACGUGGGGAGCAGUCAUGGGAUUUCCCGACAUCGAGGCGCUUCGCCAAGAGCUUCGAGGCUACCGGAUGAUCCAAGCCAGCUGCUUCUAGACACUGGAGACAUGGACGUACCGGAUACUCCAGGUCUCCAACAGAUCAGGGCGGAUUUUCUGUUCACGGAUGAUACUUUCUGGGCGGACAUGUUCGUCAGCGCUGGCUUCAGUCUUCAAGAUGGUGUAUUUUUCUCAUGAAUGGGACACUUCAGAGGGUCUAGAAUAACCCAGCCCACUCAUUUCAGCUAGA